AUGUCCAUGUUCACACCAACCCGCAACGACUUGCUUUACAUUCUGAAUCACGUCUUUUUGCCACCAAAGCUGCCGCAGAAGGAUGAAGGUGACGAUGCGAGAUGCGUUCACGAUAUCGCGCUCGCGUCUCUGGCGCAUGAAGCCGCCGUAGAUUUUUUGACAAUUGUCCCCGCAGAGCACAGGAACCGAUGGUCUACGAUCAUCAAAAUGCUCCGACGCCUCAAGCACUACACCGAGGCACUCAACCAAGAUGAUAUCGUAGCCGACAUGACGAACGUUUUGACCAUCCAUGUCCGCGCUCAGAAUGCGGGGUUAAUCAUCCGCAAACUGAAGGAUAUAGUUCGCUUCGAAGUCUUUGAGGUAUCUCCACCUCCGGAAGCCGUCAUGAAGGCUACGGGAAAGCUUAUCUGUUCCUACCCGGGCCCCGCUGUCGAUAUCCCCCUCGACGUCGCCACCGAGCCGUCGUUCCUCCAAAAUCUUGCUUCCUUCCUCGUACAAAUGGACGUCGACCAGUUAGAUGCGCUUCCCACCACGAAGAAAGCGGGUUCAGUCGUUCCCGAAGAGCGCAGCACGGCGCAUCCGCGCUACAUUUCCGAGCUCCUCAUGGGCAUCCUGCUCGCACUAGGGCACGAGGCUGAUAUAUCCCGCAUCACGAAGCGAAUCGCUGACGAUGUCUUGUGGAAGAGCGCGUUUAAGCCGUGGCGCAGGUCACCCCUAUGGCUUGUCAUUCGUGUUGUCCUACAAACGUCGCUGCCAACCAUCGACAUAUACAAACAGUUCUUGCUUUCCUUCCAGACGAAACUCUUGUGGCUUUUUUAUGAACACAAUCUCCCUAGCGAUGUCAUGUUUUGCGCUAGAGCUAAAACCGCUCGCCGUGCAUAUAAACUCGGAUCUCUGGCUCCGGGACCUCUCCUUCAGGAGGUUCAAGACGUUGCAGACGCUCUGGAAGAGCUUAUGCAAAGGCGGUGGAAUGCGGCGAAGUCCGAGCAUGCUACGUUACCAUCGUUCCCUUCAUCUUCAUUGAACUUCCUCGAAGACACCAACAUGACUCUCCCCAACUCACGUGCAUAUCUCACAAAGGUCCUUUCUCGAAAUGCUCCCCCGGUUCCUAGUCCGGCACCAUUCCAACCGUCAGAGUUUCCACGUCUGAAGGAUACAUUUUCUACCCAGUCAUUCUCUGCGGACGCUUUGCGCAGGGCCCUCGAGAACGAUCGCACCCUAGCGCUCGCCGACUUCGAGGAUAUCGUUCAAAACUCUCUCGAACAAUGGGUCUCGUCUCACCUUUCCCAUCCUAUUCCUGCCUGUAGAACACUUGGUUCCUGCUUCAAGCAGUAUAUCUUUCAUGCAAGAAGUGCUUACGACUCAAAUCCGGAGGAUCAGUCCAUCAUGAUUCUCACAAUUCUAGACUUGUGGGUCGCCCUUGACAAGCUUGCUAUCGCCGACAUACCGUUACUGGCCGAGUAUUCCCCAGAAAUACCGGAAGAUAUCACACAUCCUUUGAUCCUGCACGAGCCCCUUCCUAUUCAUCGUGCUGCCGUUAUUGAGCGUUAUCUGCGUUCUCGCCAUGAGCGUGCCACGGAGCCGUCACACAUAUUCUCUGAAGAGACGACAUCAAAGACUUUCUCCGUGCGAUUUUUUGACAAGUCUCCAUUGUUGCAAAAUGCCAAGUCUGUCAUUGAGGCAGAGGCUACCCGUGUCCGGGAAGAGAAGAAAUGCGAGUUACGAGAGCAGAAUACUCAGGUAGAACAAGAUUUGGCGCGUGCGGCCUCGAUGCAGCAUGAACAUUCGUCGGGUCCGGGUCCGAAGAAGAAACGCAAGGCCCGGUGCACGAAAUGCAUACUCGAAAAGACAGUGAGACACCUAACCGUUCAUGAAUGGCCCUUGCCCAGUCAUGCUUUCGAAGCGAAGGCUGUGAUUUUCGAACUCAACUGUCCGGCAGUCUAUGUUAUCUGGCGGGACUGGACGUAUACCAUAAUACGAGAUUUCUGCCUUGCCCAACAAAAACAGGUGGACGCAAAGCAGUUCCUUACGAUCGGACAGUAUGAACCUCUACAAGCAUAUUCCUCCGUCAGGAAUGUGUACCGGGUAACUUUAGCCUCCGAAACAAAGUCUUUUCUACAGGCACAUUACAAGGAUAUCAAACUUCCUGCAAAGGAAUCAUCAGUCUGUGUUGCUAAUGGCCUGCAUUUGCGUCUAUAUGAUCGCACGAACAACGAAUGGGUCUCAAGUCCUCCAAAAUCCUUCGAUCUUUCGGGAUUUUGCACUCUGUCUCUUCCGAAGAAAGGUCCUUACAGCACUCUUCAGUAUGCAGUCACACACACUGCUCAUACCUCCAAUGAAGUUGUCUCCAGUCAGGCCAAAUGUCCCAAUGACCUUAACAUUCACGAGUACAUGGCUUUCCUUGCCUUGCGAAGUGGACCUUUACUACAGUGGUUGAACAUUGUUCGGGAGAUGCGUGCAAGGACACUAUCGUUUCAUCGCUCAGAGGUCCAUAUUCUUCUCAUGCAGGCGGCCUGGCAGCUAGGACCACUCGCCGGUGAAACACUUGUCAGGACUUGGCAUGAGGAGUUGUACGUUUCGGCGUUCGGUCUGCUUCUUGUCGAAGAGGCCUCACGCAUCAUAGAGCAUGCGAGGGUCGGUUGGUCAGAGGUAAUGACUAUUAGAACGGCUGUAUUACUUGUAUCUCGACUUUUGGGAGCUUCACCAGAUGAUAUUGUGUGCGAAGCAGCUUAUGCUGCCCUUCGAACAGCACGGACAGUGACAUUGCGCUGGGUACGGCAACUUGGUGAUCGUAUACACAUGGCCGUCUCCGACAAGGAACGACACGAUUUCCGACUUCAACUUUGCGAAGUAGCGGCGACCUGCAGAGCGACGUUCGAUGUGGACCCUCUGGAACACCUUCCUCAUCUUCUGUGUCUCGCUGAAGAUGCUGCUGCGGUCAUUGAAUGUUCAAUAGCUCUCAAUAUACAUACUCCCUCCGAUGCAAACCAGAUGACUCCAGCCCUUCACGGAUUCUUAUCCUACGACCGCCGUCUCUCUCAUCGACUUGAGCCAUUUCUCUCGCAUCUAUUACUUUCCAUUGAUCACGGUUUGGAUAUCGCCCUCGGUUCCAUAUGGCCCAGCUACAGCCCCGGAAUUGGACAUUGGCAGCGAUCACCAGCACCCAACUGUCGCUGGUUUUCGCGUAGUUUAUUUGCUAGAUAUUCUUCAUCAUGGAUUUCACCGACUUUGCACUACAACAUAUUAACGGGGCUAUUUCUCCUGGACGGUGUUCCAAUCGAUAGACUCCCCCAUAAUAUCGCAAGGCAUCCUACCUACACUCGUAUUUUUGGACAGAACGUUCUCGACGUCGUCCCAUCAGACAUGAUUGACAUGCAGUUCGCUACUCGCUAUCUGGUUCAUGACUAUCAGAUACAUUUCCAUUUCGACCAAGCAUCGCGUGCACUUGAAAUCCGCGCGAAGUCCCUCAAGGGGAACGUCUACCUCAUAAUCCCUCAUGAUCGCUUCCUCGGCGAUUUCCCGCAGCUUUUUGUCUCAGAAUAUGUCCAUUUCCUUGACCUGUCCACUGGUCGCAUUGAAUUUCGCCCAUUGGACAAUUUCUGGGACGCUGCGUCGAUUUCCUGGAGUCUCUCUUUCUCUAUGACCGGGAGAUCAGCUAUGACGUCCAACUUGGUACCAUCGUCAUGUCUUCUGGAUCCACAUUCCAAAGCAUUUAAGAGGUUAUCGGGCAUCUUCGGGCGUCUCGAAUACUCCGAGUAUCUGCACAUCACAUAUCGACAUGAGAGCGCAGUUGCCGUACCCGCCCUUAUAGUGGAGCUCCCUCGCUUCCGCCUCUCAUUUUUUUUCAAUGAUGAGGGUGACUUCGAGUCGCUCAAUCUACCGGGAAUGGUCAUUGACCAAAACCAAUUCUCUGGAACUAUGAUUGGUCUUCAGAGUCAGCUUGUCCUUCGCCAACGACGUGGCUCAAUUGUUGACCUACCUCGCUCUCGGCACGUCAUCAUCCCCCACGGACAAAUCAAAGCCAGCAUCUCUGCCGACAACGACCGCGUCACGGUAAACAUCGAUACCCGCACCAAUUUCGAGAGACGACUUCGGUGGCACGAUUAUGGCAUUGAUGAAGACCUAGGAUGUCUCGUGGGCAGCGUCAAACUAACCAGUCGUCUCUACAGGAUCUAUCUCCACGCUGUCUGCUCCCAACCUCUUCCCGACCCAUUGACAGGUCAGACGGGCACCGAAUGCGCUCUUCGAGACUUACGAUCGGCCGCCUGUUUCUCGUUCCAACAACUGGAGCCAUUGGAUAUCGAACUCCUUCGAGCCAUUCAAUCUCUCACGCCGAGAAGGGCUUUCUAUCCAGCUGGGAAGCGGGGUAUGCAGACCGUGACCUGGAAUCUAGACAUACCAUUUCUCUGUCAACACUCCGCUUUCGAACUCGCUGUGCGCGAUAUUCUGGAGUAUGCCUGGUCCCUCGACGUAUUACUCCCCAGCUCCAGCAGGUGCCCUGACCUCACCGACUCUACAAUUGACGAGGAUUUUGAUUUUCUACGAGAGCGUGCUGCGAUGCGAGAGGCCCUUGAGAGAGCGGUGGUACCCAGUACUUGUCACACCACGUAUAUCUCUCGGGCUUCCCCAACUUCGUCAGCAGAUCUUUUUGGCGUCGUCACUGCGGCAAGCAAGGUUGCGGCUCAAUCAGGCGGGCUAUACCGUGACGCUGACUACACGAUGGUUCAUCCCCUUUUUUAUAAGUGGAAGAUUGUCAAUGGUCCUGCUUCCGAGGUCUCUUUCUCAUACAACAGGACCUGGAUGCAUUCUGAUCUUUCUAAGCAAUGGAUUCCACUCUAUAACCAGCUACGCUCUCAAGCAGACACGAGUAGUGCGAGGUACAAACUUUUGUUCUCAUUGCCGUCCAUGGCAUACGCAUCAUCCGACCUCCGUCCGUUCGUCGCUGUUUUCCUCGCUUUUGUGUUUGUUCCCAGAUUCCGCACCCUUCAUCCACCAUCACACGAACGUUACGACCUCAGCACUGGCAUCGAACCGAAGCGUGAUCAGAUACGCUCUCUGAUACUCUCUGCAUCGAAGAGUUUCGAUAAUAGCCCUGCGAAAUCAUUUGGCUCUGAAGUGGGCUGUACAAAGAAGUACCUGCAACAUAUGCGCCUGAUGCAUUACGAACAGCAACGCCUUAUCCAUGCAGAAGCAUCCAUAGACAGAGCACUCACUCAGUGGCCGUCCAGCGACCCUCAUUCCUUCUUUGUUCCCGAUGCGAAUAACUGGUUCGAUAUCACGAAGGCAACAUCACUUAUUCGCAACCUCUUCAAAAGUGUUUCACAGAAUAGAGAGCUCCACGCACAUUUCUCCGCGAUUCAGGAGGUCCUCCUCUCUCAUUUUGCUCGAAUCAAGGUUGACUUACCCCCGAGCUUCACUUUCUCGCGACACCCUGUCCACGUUCCAUACGAUCAUCUCAUCCCAAUCCUUACUCGGGAUAACUUAUUCCGCCGAGAUAUUCCAACUGCGCCGACAAAAUCGUCUUUAUCAGACAGAUUAGGUCGCGAACUGCAUGGAUUUACUAGGACCGGAGAAUACGAGACCGUGGACUGUAAUUUACUAGGACGCCUUGCCACGGAGUUCCAAAACGACGACACGCAGCGAAUAUACAGGUUAUACGGCGAGCGCCUCGACUUGAGUACACGAGCCCUUCAGGAUGUGAGACUCUCCCGCGGCCGCACGACACUUCCUCAUAUCGCGAUUCUUCUAGAUAUUUGUGAUCAGUGUAAGGCAGAAGUCGAACAGGUCUUCUCCAGGAUCAGAAACCUGGCAUCUCCUUUCACGUUACCAGAACGUAUCCUCUGUACUGCAGGACUCUGGCCACGACUCCACCCAGGGCUUCUCUUGCGCUGCAUGGCAUCGACAUCCAAUCAUCAUUUAAGCACCGCUUGGAAGAGUCACCUCACCCUUCUUGCGGAAGUGAUGGUGGACUAUCAAUCCUCACGAAGAUUGCUCACCUUUGCUCGACAACACGACGUCGAAGGGUUCUUCUCGGAGUUGGACAACUACUCUGUUCCCCAGAUGGGUGUCGAACAAUAUUCUGAUUGGCUAUUGGUACAGCUCGACGGUAACUUUCUAGCUCGACCGCUCCAGCUUCAAGUCGCCCAUGAGAUGAUCUCGCCUUCUUCGAAAGCAAGUACCACUCUUCAAUUCAACAUGGGCGAGGGAAAAUCGUCCGUGAUAGUCCCUCUCGUAGCAGCCGCCCUGGCCGACUCAUUCAACCUUGCCCGUAUUAUCGUCCUGAAGUCUUUGGCAAGACAAAUGUUCCAGACCUUGGUCGGUCGCAUUUCUGGCCUGGCCAACCGUCGUAUCUUCUUCCUGCCAUUCUCGAGGCAGACUCCAAUGACAGAUGUUAAUGCACGUCUUAUUUGUGAUCUCCUUCACGAAUGUUCACGUGUCAGGGGAGUACUCGUCGCGCAACCGGAGCACAUACUAUCUUUCAAGCUCAUGCGUAUGGACCUUGCGCUCAGUUCAACGCCUAAAACAGCAGCUGUUACCGCGACAUUGCAGGAGAUAAAUGGAUGGCUUUCUAACCACGCUCGAGAUGUUAUCGACGAGAGUGACGAGGUGCUCCACGUUAGAUACCAACUCAUCUACACAUCUGGUGACCAGAGGGCUUUGGACGACAAGCCAGAUCGUUGGACUACCACACAGCAAGUAUUCGACCGCAUUCGGAGACACACCCUGAUCACUGGUGCUCAACAUGGCCAUAUCGAUCAGCUGGAAACCUAUCCCGGAGCCUUUCCUACGAUACGCAUAACGGACAAGGAAGGGUUUGCGGCUUGUGCUGCUCAGAUCGCACUUGACGCACUCGACGGACGUCUGGACAAUCUUGCCCUUCCAAAGUUCAAUCUCAAUACGGCCAUUCGAGGAGCGGCUCUUCGCUUUCUCACAGAAAGAGAUGUAUCAAAGUCGGAUUGCGCACUUGUCCAGUCACUUUGCGGAAACACUUCGUCGUGGAAAGGCUGUCUACUUCUGCGAGGGCUACUAGCGCACGGGAUCUUGACGCAUAUUAUGCAGCUGCGAUGGCGAGUCGACUAUGGUCACGAUUUCAGUCGUUCACUGAUGGCAGUGCCAUAUCGCGCGAAGGACGUUCCGAGCUUGAGAGCCGAAUUCGGCCAUCCAGAUGUUGCUGUUGGCCUUACUUGCCUCGCCUAUUAUUACAGUGGCCUGACGCAGGAGCAACUGAGAGAAUGUUUUGAAGAACUGCUGACGCUAGAUAACCCAGUCGCGGAGUACGAGAAUUGGGUGCGCAGAGGGGGAUACGCAAAAAUCCCGGUCAUAUAUCGCAAUUACAAGGCUGUCAACCUUCGAGAUAUCCAGAGAUUCAUAGAUCAAGUCGUUCCCCUCUUUCGAAGGAACCAAGCCACGAUCGAUUUCUUCCUCAGCAAUGUCGUGUUUCCCAAGCAGGCGAAGGAAUAUUCGCACAAACUCGGCGUCUCCGCGUGGGAUCUAGUAGAGGACAAGGCCAACGUUAUCACUGGUUUCAGUGGCACCAGCGACAGUAGUUUUCUCUUGCCGACAUCGAUCAGCCAGAGAGAUCCAGUGAAUCAAGUCCGAACAGAUGCCCUGGUCCUCACUUAUCUCUUGCAGAGCGAGAAUGAACACUACGUCUGCCAGCUCGUUCGGCGUUGGUUAUCUUUGCGUCCCGAGGUUGACGCCGGGGUGUUCUUCGACGACACUGACCAACUGGUCGUUCUAACGCGGGACGACACAAUCGAGCCCUUGUUCUCAUCCUCGUACUCACAACAGCUCAGCAAGUGCGUGGUAUACCUCGACGAUGCACAUACGAGGGGCACCGAUCUCAAAUUACCAUUGAGUUUCCGUGCCGCGGUGAUGUUAGGCCCCAAGAUUACGAAGGACCGGCUUGUUCAAGGAUGCAUGCGUAUGCGGAAGCUCGGGUACGGCCAAUCCGUCAUGUUUUUUGCACCACCAGAAGUCGACACGCGUAUUCGAGAGGUCGGGGCGCUCGAAACAACCGACUCAAUCAAGGUUCUCGACAUCAUACGCUGGACCAUGCACGAGACGUGUGCGGAUAUUCUUCACCAUAUCCCCCAUUGGGCCCAACAGGGAAGUGACCAUGAUGUACGCAGCCGGGCAGAAAGGACUACCUCGAUAGCCCAAGGGAAGCACGAUAUCCUACGGUCUGCAUGGCUUCAGCCAGAGGCGCGCACCCUGGAACAGUUGUAUGGUCAUGACUUCACCCCAAGCUCGAUAUCAGAUCCCCUGACAAUACCCAGCAUUCGUCAGAGGCUAGAGCUGCUCUCUGUCGGGGCAAGCACGCAGUUCCAUAUGGAUGAGGAGCAGGAGCGUGAAAUGGAGGUCAUGCACGAGACGGAGAAAGAACGUGCCGUAGAAAGGGCGGCGUUGGUCACCCCCGCCACGCAUACGUUGGACGAAGAUGUCGUGCGACUCGUCAAAACAGGCCAUAUUUCACGGACAUCCCAUACCUUUCACCCUCUUAUGUCUGCGCUCCGCUCCUCAUCAGCAUCCCUUCAGCCGUCGUACCCGUGGUCACCCCUACUAUUGGCCACUCGCGACUUCAUGACCACCACACGGAAAUCGGGACUGACGCCACCCAUUCUCUCCGACUACGAACGGCCGAUGAAUUGGAUCCUGUCCUUCCGGCGUAAGAAGAUUUCGGACACAAGUAUUGUCGCGAUCAGCCCCUUUGAAGCCAACGCCCUGCUUCCGGAGAUUAGAAAGAGCAAGAGAGUUCGCCUGCAUCUCUUCGAGCCUCGCGUCACCGAAGCUAUGAAACCAGCCGAUGACCUCACGUUCUACUGCAUCCCUGGAACCAUGAAACUGACGACCGAAUGGAAACAGCCAUCAUUGACUGUACGAUGCCAGCUCAAUCUCUGGUCAGGGCAGCUGUACCUCGAUAGUUUCGAGACGUAUAUGCGACUCUGCUCGCUCUUGGGCCUCCAACACGGACAACCUACAGGGUCUGGAUUUCUGCCUGUGCCGAUGGACAACGACAGGUUUGUGCACAAGGAGGAUCGUGUUGGGGAGAUGCGUGAUCUGUGCCUCUUCGAGGAGAGUCCGGUACCGUUGUUGAAGGAGCUGUUCGCGAUGCGGCGGAAAGGCAUGAGUUUUCUCCCUACACAGAUGGGACGGAUUUUGCAUGGUCGUAUAUUGACAGAGGAGGAUUUCAAAGACCUGUGA
Messenger RNA from Stereum hirsutum FP-91666 SS1, 9204 nucleotides. RefSeq lists its product as uncharacterized. NCBI's taxonomy places the organism in Eukaryota, Fungi, Basidiomycota, Agaricomycetes, Russulales, Stereaceae. The transcript is spliced from 10 exons. The record is from RefSeq and is a predicted model, not a curated record. The coding region runs from base 1 to 9204 and encodes 3067 amino acids.